UUUAGUCCUUGUGGGCUUCCGUUGAUGGAGCUGGGUGCAUGGUGCAGGCAGGGCUAGUUUAGACCUGGUUCAUGAACUGAAGAGAACGUACUCUUUGUAAGAGAGUCGCAUACAUUUGGGGGAAUAUUAACCGACGAAGGUUCAGUGAUAAACUCCUGAUCAGCUAACACCUCCCUGACCCCUCCAGGCUGGGGUCAAACGGGCCACUCCGAAUAGGAUGCAGGCGCGACUGUAGAGGAUAUCUUGUCUGUCUGCAGGCGGACGCGUUGGAUCCUCUGUAGCCCUUCAUCGGUGCACAGAUGAGCGGAGAAGCAGCCGGGAGUCGGCUCCCUGUCAGUGAGCCCGUGGAGAAGGUUCAGGGGGGAAACCUCAUAGGGAGCAUCAAGACAGAAGAUACCUCUGAUGAACCACCGGCACCCUCAGAUGGACCGAUACGGGCAGCGAUGGAGGGCUCGGACCCUGCUGGAGGCACCCCAGCCGGGGCCAAAGACCAGGGCAAGGCUGCCGGUGAGCCUCCCAUGGACUGGUUUGAGCCGCUGGAGGAGGACGACGACGAUGACGGCACCAGUCCCUGCAGAAAUGAUCCAGACGAAGAAAGCCUGGCAGGAGAGAAUGAGAGCGUUGCAGGCAGCGAGAGAACUACAAAAAGAGUAUAUCAGUAUCGACGUAAGCGCUCGCAUCCGGAUGAGGGGUGGAUUGAUUGGCCGGCGCUAGGGCAAGGUUGGAAACGCAAAGAGGUUGUCCGACGCUCGGGCUCCAGCAUUGGCCAGGUCGAUGUGUAUUAUCUAAGUCCACGGGGCGAUCGAGUGAGAAGCAGAGUAGAACUAGCUACAACGCUCCAUGGAACUGACUUGACAAAUUUUGAAUACAAGACUGGGAAGUUCUACCACGGGGAUGCCCCUAGAGCUCGAGGCAGAACGAAGAAAAGGUUUCGGGAUCGGUCCUCCUCAGAGUCCAGUUGGAUGGACGGAGCUGAGACCCCAGACUCCUACCACAGGCUCACCCCGAACAUCACGCCCAAGAACUUCCAAAUCAACCAGAAGACUUUCUUCCUGAACCACUCCACAGGGGAGUCUAAACAAAGCCCCAGCUCUGAGGAAAAACAUUCAGAGGAGAAAAUCCGGCUUCCUUUCCCCUCGUCAUCUCGACCGCUCUCGCUGCCUUCGGUAAAGGGAGAAUUUGGAUCAGAGGAGAGCACUCUGGUCUGUGCAAAGUGUGGGAUUUCGUUUACAGGCACAUGGUAUGACAAACAAAGGAAGAGGCCCUGCUGUCCCUCCUGCUGGGCAACAUCGAAGUCAAUAGAGCACCCACUGAUCCGCUUCAGAAAGUGGAUUCCCUGCGGUCAAUGUGUGGGAUGUCACAACAACAUCGACUGUGGCCAGUGUGCUAACUGCAAGCAUGGACUGCAAAGCCCCGAGGCUAAAAAACGCCUGUGUCGGAAACGUAGAUGCAUAUGUCCAAUUCGCAAGCAAAGCCCAGGAAGCAGUAGUGUCACUUACAAGAGGUCUUUUGACACUACAGACACGUAUGAUGACAGUAAUGAUGUCAUGGAGUCCCAGCAUCAGAGUCUCAAAGGCAGCGACACAGAGAACUUCUCGGUCAACGUGGACCUCGAUGACGAGGAUAUGUCGACGGACGACGAUGACGAUUGGCAUAAGAAGCGGAAGCGGCGUUCCUGUGGAGAGUGUAAGGCCUGCCUGUGCAGGAAAGACUGCGGCGUGUGUGAUUUCUGCGUAGACAAACCCAAAUUCGGAGGCAGCAACAAGAAAAGACAGAAGUGUCGUCUACGGCAGUGUCAGAGGCAAGCGAUGAGACAUUUGCUGCCCUUCCAGAUGGCAGCAGGUGAGUAUGGGCCAGAUGGCUCAUCGAUGCCGGGCCGCCCCAGACCUCACUACACAUACAGCCGGAAGCCCAGCUUGAAGAGAAACCUAGACCACCAGGCCGACAUGGACUUCACUGAUGAUGAUGACGACGAUGAUGACGACAGCAAUUCACAACCGAUGAACUGGGGCUUCGACCCUUCGAGACAGACCCAUCAAUCCUUAGACGUGGAUGUCAGAAACCACCAUUCUACGCAGUUGAAUCAUUCCAACUUUGGGGUGCGGAACGGCGUGCCGGAUCGAUUUCCUCACAUCAGCAAUCAUAACUACUCCCAACCAGACCAUCAUAGUCGGUGGGAUAGAGAAAAAUCACACGCAGGCAGAGACGCUCCCAGGACUAUGGAAGAAGAGGAGGACGAGUUACCCAUGAUUACACAGAUCUUCAGUUUGGCCGAUAAUCCAUCUGAAAGUGGUGUAGACCUAGAAAACCAGCUGGUGAAACUACUCCACUCCUUACGCUCCUCCGUUCUGCCAAUCCUCUGGUAUGCCAUUAUAGUGGAGGGCCCACGGCUGCAACUCAUCCAGUGUUCGAAGCAGUCCAUCAUGGCCGACACCACGGUGUUAAUCGACCCAGGCUUCUGCUACCAGGUCACUGUUCAAAAGCAACCGCUGCUACCUUCUCAUCAGCUGUAUGAAAUACACCCGUCGCGCUUAAGUACUGCAACAGAUGUGGUCAGCCUGCUGUUGUCUCUGGAGAGGUACGUCGUGUGCCAAGGACUUCCCCCAAAAGAAACGGCCUUCAGCAAAGGCCCCAUCAUACUGGAGCGGGCAGCAACGUGUGAUUUCUUGGUCAAGAAGAAUGAGCGAAUUUGUUCGAGCUGCAGAGCUCUACAGGGACGUAACAUUCAUCACAAAGACUGAGAACGGUCACCCUCACAGAGCGGGGGACUUUUCUUUUGGAGUUUUGUGCCGUUUUCCUGUUUUGUUUUGGUUUUUUCGUUUUCUGCACAAUGGUGAUAUUGUAUAGUAAAUGACAUUUGACAGACUUACCUCUGGACUGUGACAUUAUGUUUUGCCUAUUUGAAAAUCACCAAAGGAAUUCCAGGAGCCGAGUAUAAUUCUUUUUCCACAUUUUUAUCACACUGGUAUUGCCCCCCCCCCACAGGAAUGAUUCAGUGUUUUGUGAGUGUGUUGUCCUUUAUUUUUACAUGCUGCAAAUGUCUUGAAAAAUGUCCCCUUCUAUUACAUAUUUACAUAAUCAGUGAUCUAAUUUCUUUUAAAGUACUUCCAUGAAUUGCUAGUAGCAGAUAUUGUCUCUGGCAACCUAGGCCUUUGCUACACGAGUGUAUAAAAAGUAAAGGAGUCUGUAAGAAAAUUAGUCUGCAAAUUGGACCGUUUUUGUAAUUCUUAGGGGUGUAGAUGAACACUAUUUCUGUUGCACCUAUUUCUUUAUUUUUUUUGAUGACUCAAGGUCAGUUCGCCCCUUCACCAGCUCCUACCCACCCAUUACCAUUUUGCUCUGACCUGCUUCCAUUGUGUAUCGACGUACCUAAUCAUUGUGUGAGAGUUUAUCAUGCAGUCGUUUAGCAUUUUCUUUUGAUUUUGGAGCUAAGCAAUUAUGAAAACCGUUUUGACACUUUGUCACAGUCGGUCGCAGAAAAUGACUUCAAAUCCUUUUGUUGUCGCAAAGGGUACGAAUUCAGACGGUUUUCGGUACGAAACGUCCCGUGGCGAACGCCGAUCAGAGUCGCAAACAACGACCAGCACGCAUUCCCUGUCGCGUGGCAUUUUUUCUUUUCUGAUUCCUUCUGUUUGUUGAGCUGUUUCAUAAGUCUGUCGUUUGAGAUUUCCUCAACACACAAUUUGUUUGCCUGUAUGCAGUGAAAUGGAGAAAGCAAAUGCGAGGUCAGAAGAACACUUGAAAAUUCACCAAACAGAAAUGUGUAAUACCCGUAGCAGGUUGACGAUGAAUGAGUUACUCCUGAAAGAUAACCAGACACUACCUCUCCAUAUUACUAUCUGACCUGAAAACAGGGUGGGGCUUUGAAGGCGCUGUUGUUGCGUCACAAUAAAUGUACUCUGCUGUCACAUUUAAACGGAAGGGGGAAGAGUUUGUCUUCAGCAGUGCUCAUGAACCACUCGUACCUUAUUUUGAAGAUUAUAAUUUGGAGGGGCUCUGGCAGAUGUUUUUGCACAAAGGAAAGCAUAACAUCAUACACUGAGCACAUUUUAAUUGUUCUGAGGGUCUCUCUACUUUCUGUGUGUGUGUGUGUAUGUGUGUGUGUGUAUGCUCCAGAAUGAUGCCCUUAAGUGAAAGUGCUGUUGGAGUCCAGUCAUCAGACAGAUGAUUCCAUUUAAAACGUAUAGCUUAUUUAAUUAUUUUCCCCUUAUUUGUGUUCAAGAGUAGUGCGGUGAUGAUUUGAAAUUAUUUAAUUAAAUUGAAACCGUCUAUAAUUUUUUAUUUUUUCAGUGUAAAUGUGUUUGUUUGUUUUUUCUCCUGCCCCUGUCCUCUCCCUUGGGAUGUUUGCAGAAUAACGCAGAGUUUUUGCCAAUGUGAAACUUUAUCAAUUUCCAACAUCUACAUGUAUUUUGGUUAACUUGUUUUCUUGAGUUAUUUGUACAUUUGAUGCAUUACAAUUUGAUUGUAAUUUUGACUUUGCAUUAAAGCUAAUUUCAAGAGUUGGA
Fundulus heteroclitus (mummichog) is the source of this 4505-nucleotide messenger RNA. RefSeq lists its product as uncharacterized. NCBI's taxonomy places the organism in Eukaryota, Metazoa, Chordata, Actinopteri, Cyprinodontiformes, Fundulidae. Bases 300 to 2741 code for a protein of 813 amino acids. Gene Ontology annotation, molecular function: DNA binding; zinc ion binding. The record is from RefSeq and is a predicted model, not a curated record. The transcript is spliced from 17 exons.